Messenger RNA from Bombus impatiens (common eastern bumble bee), 952 nucleotides. RefSeq lists its product as uncharacterized. The transcript has a single exon. Lineage: Eukaryota; Metazoa; Arthropoda; Insecta; Hymenoptera; Apidae. The annotation marks the transcript as partial. The record is from RefSeq and is a predicted model, not a curated record.
CGUCGCAUACCACGAACACGAGCAACAUUUGCACAAUGUGUACGCGAGCUAGUUAAAGUGGAUCGCAAUACUAAUGAAGAUCUUGUUCCAGAUCAUGGGAUGUGCCGAAUGAAAAGAGGCCGACGCCGAGGUCUCUCUGGCAAGUGCCUCCUCCGAGGCAGCUUGAAAGUUAAAGGAAGCACGUGGACAAGUGGCACGAGUGGCCUUAGCUGGCCUAUAAACGCGCGAAGAAAACAUACACAAAACCUGCUAUCAAUCCUAAUUGACACCAAAUCGGAAACGAACGCCAAGCCGAGACCUGAAUUGGCUGCCGGCUUUUCAUGCAUUAAACGAAUACACAAUGGUUUCUGGUUGCAGAAUCAGCGGCAGGACAUUCGCAGAGAUUCACAGAGCAGCUUCGUGGCAUCUCAAUUUCCAUUGAUGCUUUCGGGAUUGGCCAUUGACGCUGUGCAUCUCAUCCGUCACCGACGGGUACCGCCGCGAUUAGGCCCUUUUGUGACGUCUGUUCGAUGGAAUUGGAUAAUGGACGAUCGCCGAUUACGCGGCUAAGUGGAUCUAAGCGCUUUGAAUCCGUGCUUCGGACACCAAUCCGCCGCGGCGUACCCCUAUCACGUGGUCGUUCACGUUUUCUCUGCUCGCGUUUAACAUUUUUUCUUUUCUUUUCUUUUUGUACGCUUUUCUUCGUUUCUUUCAGGCGAUCCGACAGAAGCUGGUACAGUCGGAAAGAGCAGAAAGCUGGAGGGCAGUUGGCGAACGACUGCGUUGGCACGCGGUACUUUCGCAUUUCAAUACGAAUAUUGGCUGCCGGUAUCAAGGUCAAGCGACGACGAUAGCUUCGAUCGAAGCUAUUGAAGUGGUCGUAAGCGACGACACUUCGAAAUACGCGAAUUACAUCGGUUAGAUCGUCGCCUACAGCAUGCAAGUACGGACGUGUUGGAUAAGGAUCGCGAAG